CCGGUUCUCUCCACUUUCAUCAUGAAUCGCAUUUACGCGCACUAAAUUGAAAGCUCAAUUCUCCCUAUCUAUGUACAGUUGGUGUAGAUAAGGAAGCAAAUGGCAGCUAUUGGAACUCAUUUUCCAAUCAAAUCAAAUACGAUAAUGAAGCUGAAUUUAGUCGGCCAAUGGGUUUUAAUGGGGAGGCGACGCCUGAAUCCGUUUCCCGGAGGCCGCGCGUUUUCCUCUGUGGUUAAUCAAUGGGACGGCGGUGUUUCGAUGGUUCAAGGUGCGUCCAGAGGCAUCGGCCUUGAAUUCGUUAAACAAUUGUUAGAGAAAAGCAACAAAGGGCAUGUUGUGGCAACAUGCCGGAACCCCAGUAAGGCGACGGAGCUUCAUGAUUUGAAGAAUAAGUUUGCUGAUCGCUUGGAUAUUCAUCAGCUGGAUCUCACAAUCGAUAGCACAAUCGAGGAAACAGCUAAGUCUGUGAGAGAUAAGUACGGUUAUCUGAACCUCCUCGUAAAUGCAUCUGGAAUUUUAACAGUGCCAAAUGUUAUGCAGCCAGAGACCACGUUGAACAAGGUGGAGAGAGCUUCCUUACUUCUCGCUUAUGAGGUCAAUGCCGUUGGCCCUAUCUUGGUCGUCAAGCAUAUGUGGCCUCUGCUCAAGGCUGGAGGCGGCACUGGAACUGAACGAGACGGUGCAGUUGUCGCCAGUAUAAGCGCCAGAGUGGGUUCAAUCGGAGACAACCGCCUAGGAGGGUGGCAUUCAUACCGAGCUUCUAAAUCUGGACUCAAUCAGUUGACUAGGACUGUGUCAGUCGAAUUUGCGCGCAAAAAAGAUCCAAUUAUAUGCAUACUGUUGCAUCCAGGAACAGUAGAUACAGAUCUAUCAAGACCAUUUCAGAGGAAUGUUGCAGAAGGCAAGCUUUUCACCAAAGAGUUUUCUGUCCAAAAAUUGCUGGCCAUCAUUAACAGUGUGAAAGCAUCUGAUAAUGGUAAGUUUUUUGCAUGGGAUGGUAAAGAGAUUCCUUGGUGAUAUGAACAAGUGUGAACAUGUCCGGUUCUAGAUUCUAGGAUGAAAUAAUGUAUCACACCAUCUUUGUCUUUCUUUGGUGGAGAAGAGUGAUUCACUACUCAAAUACUUGAUUUUUUUUGUUGUGUUAUUAAUUACACUAUGUGUUACAACUCAUUGAAUCUUUAUUUUAUGUGUUUA
Messenger RNA from Salvia hispanica, 1194 nucleotides. RefSeq names its product NAD(P)-binding Rossmann-fold superfamily protein. Gene Ontology annotation, molecular function: oxidoreductase activity. Gene Ontology annotation, cellular component: cytoplasm. Lineage: Eukaryota; Viridiplantae; Streptophyta; Magnoliopsida; Lamiales; Lamiaceae. The record is from RefSeq and is a predicted model, not a curated record.